UCAACAGCUUUCGAUUUCAGUUCGUGUUGCUGUUUCGAACUGCUCGGUUGAAGGCGGAAAAAUCGAAAAGUGCAAAGUGCAAAGUGUCAAUGAGUCAAGUGUUAAUUAAAUAAAAAAUAAAAAAAAUAAAAGCAAAAUUAUUUGCAAAUUAAUACCAAGCAAAGAGGAAAUGCAUACACACAGCGACGUCUCGAAGCGUUGCUGAUGGGGAAAAGUGAAAUUGCUGUGCGUGUGCGGGGGAAAAUGUUCCAUGGUUUAAGUAAGGCACAGUGAAAAAAUAAUUUCCGCAAGUUAAAAUUUGCAAAGUUUUGCAAUUAUAAAAACUUCAAAACUAAACAAAAAAUAAUGUUUCCAAUAUUGGCGCAUGGAAAUCUGCAACGCUUGCGGCAUAAACCCAUCUGGGUGCUGUUUCUGGUGAUUUUCUUUGUUAUUGUUUUGGAUAAGACAGCAACAGCGACGACCGAGAAUGAAGUAACAACAACGCCAGAACCAGAUGCUUCACCUGGCUGCAAGGCACCCGAUAUUCGCUUCACUGUCAUACGUCCAGAAACCACCACUGAGCAACCGUAUGCAAAAUUCGAGACAACUCAGAUUUAUCUACCGGAGGAUUAUACCACCUCCGAUGCGGAGUUUGUCGAAAGGAUUAACAUAGAUCUGACCGCCCGUCAGCCUGGCGUCAACGACAAUAAGAUGAGCGCUAUCGUUAAUCCCUACCAAGUCGAACUGGAUGACCAGCACGGCCUGGCAGGGAUGCACGGUGCUGAUGACGCACUCGCCGCCAUCGACGACGAGGAGGACGAGGCGGCCGACUCCGAAGAUGGCACACGCAAACGCAAUCCGAAUCGCAAGCUGAACAAGAAACGCCGCUCUGGCGGUGGACGUCGCCGCCGCAUAGAAAACGAAAAUGGGCAAACACGCGGUCGCGGCAGCCGAUAUAAGCGUCAGGUGAUCCAUCAUGAUCCGGAUGCAUCGCCAGACACAGACAAGUGGGGUGGCAGCAAGUUAGCUGCCGAGGGUGAUGUUUACUAUGUACAUAUUGACGACAUACUCGAGUCGGGUACACCGAAUGCUGAGCUGCGCUUGAAAUUGCAUAAGUUGAAACGCAAAAGCAAAUCAAAGAAUUCCACAUGCACCGACGACGUCAACAAGGAGCAAUGCAAGCAGACAUUGUCGAAGAAAAAGAAGAAAAAAGCGAACACAACCGACUUAACCAAGCAAAAGGUGGGCGAGAAGGUGAAGCAGACACAAGACAAGAAUGCCAACAUAAAACAGCAUCAUCGAAGACGUGGUGACAGUCAUGAGGAUAAACGCGGUGAACAGCGAAUGCAGCAGGCAAAUCGGAAUUUGAAUUUGAAUUCGAAAUUACGAUAUCGCCGCGAUACAAUCGGGGAACCAAGGCUGCAGGCUGCUAUGACUGCAGCUAAUGGCACUGACAGCUACAAUGAUUUGGAAACGGAGGCGGUGAAUGCGAUGGCUAAUAGCGACUUGGCUGCGACAACAAUUUGGCGUGGCAGUAGCAAUGGCGAAAACAUAACGAAUAAUUAUAUUAAAAUGAGUAACGAGCAGCUGCCGGGCGAUGGCGAUGUGCCGGCGGUGUAUGGCAAUGAGACGGGCGCGGAGGCGCUGCAGCGCGUCAAACGCAAGUCCGGCAAGACAACCGGCGCAUUGAGUCGCCCCAAGGGCGGCGGAGAUUCCAGCUCGAAGACGACAAGUCGCAAGGAUAAGGGCAUUUACGAUGAAGAAGGUGGCUACUCACCUGUACAUCCCGAUGAAGCUGAAGAGGAUGAGGAUGAAGAGGAAGAGGAAGAAGUUGAUAUUCAACAACAAUUCACUGAAGUCUCCGAAAUACGUUUCCCUGGCGAAAUUGGACCAUUGGGCGAUAGAAGAUUGUGCAAAAUACGUUGCGUCAAGGGCAAAUGGGUGGGACCGUUGUGCGCCACCAAUGAGGAGGAUGAUAAUGGAAAUGUGAAAUUUCAGCCCCUAUACAAGAGUUGCCAUGUAAAUCGAAUUCCACCGCAUUUACUGUUGAGCUAUCGUAACAUUUCAGUGACCCCGAUACCGUCCAUAAGAGGGUCACGUCGCAAUCGUACUUCCAAAUCGACUUUUAUUUCCAAUACACAAAUUAAUGUCGGCUGGGACUUGCCACAUGGACACUCAUUGCAGGCACGCUGCAAAGAUCUAGGCAUGUACAAACUACUUGGCGAAUCGCGCGUGCUUUGCUCGAACGGUUUGUGGGCACCGCGUAUGCCGUCCUGUGUGCCCACCACCUUGCUGACCAAUUUCUCCGACGAUAGUGCACCCUCUAUUCGGAUCAAAGUCUUCAAUGGCUCUGGCGCAUUUGAACCAUCGGGCGUUAUGGCCGUAUUACCGCAGAGCACAAUUCUUUUGGAUUGCAUGUAUCCACGUGUGCGUGGUAUACCCGAGUGGACUUGGACCAGCUGGUACCAGCAAUAUGCAACUGGUUGGUCACACGAAGAUAAAAAUCUACGCUAUCGCCUAACAAUUAAGGACAUACAAAACAGUGAUUCCGGCACAUUUACGUGCACUUCACCGCGCGGCUUGACCAAUAGCAUUGCAAUCGUUGUGGCCACCUCGACAUGUCCGCAGCUACCAGAACCGGUGCCGCCGCUCACGCUACGCUUGGAGGGUAAUAAGCUCGGACAGCGCGCCAUGUAUCGCUGCCCUCCAGGUUAUCGCAUCGAUGGUAUUGCGAAUGCAACGUGCUUAGCCUCGGGUAAUUGGUCAUCGCCGCCGCCCACUUGUCAGGCUGUGCAGUGUCCCCGUUUGGCAUUGGACGAUCCCCAUUUGAGUUUGGUCGAGUUGAAUACGUCGGCGUGGGGGCGGGCGAUGUUCAAAUGCCAGUGGGGCUUUAAGCUGACCGGCCCGCCGAGACUGGACUGUGAGCCGACGGGCGUGUGGAGUGGCCCAGUACCGCGUUGCAAAGCCAUCCAAUGUUCGACGCCGGUGGCGCCGCUAAAUGGACGAAUCGGUGGUACCAAUUUAAAUCAGCGUCGUCUCACUGUCGGCGCUUUGGUCACAUUCAGCUGCAACGAGGGACACACGCUGAUCGGCGAGCCAAGCAUCAUAUGCACAGAGACUGGACUCUGGUCGCAUUCGCCACCAUUUUGUCAAUCACAAUGUCCCUACCCCGGCGAUCCACCAAAUGGUCUAAUAGCGCCGCUCAAAUUCAAUUAUGAUUCCGGCGAUUACCUGAGCGUUCAAUGUCGUCCAGGCUUUGUGCAGUACAGUGAGAAUGGUCCGCCCGAACGUCCGAAAUGUCAACCGGAUGGUAAUUGGUCCGGUCCGGUGCCCAAAUGUCGCAGCUAUGAGGAAGUGUAGCUAAUCAAAAUGGCGGACAUGAUGAUGCCGGAGUCAUCUGAUGAGUCCACGCAACUACAAUAUCAGCGUGAAUAAAAACAACAACAACAACAACAAGAGGAAAAUUGGCUACGGUAUUAGCAGCGCAUAUCUACAUCAAAUGUAGAUAAUACAUACAUAUUUAUGUUUGUAUGAGUAUGCAGUUAAAUGAAGCGUAUAAAAGUCGGACUAUAUAAGGAAAACAGCAACAACAACCACAACAAACAUUUAUGGUCAUAAUUUCAGACUUGUAUGUAGAAAAACCGAUAAAAAAAAAAACAAAAAAAAUAACAACAAAUGUUGGCGAAUAAAACAACAGUACACACACGCACACACAUCGGAUUUUGUUGCAGUAGUGUACCUUAAGGUAAAAUGGUUGGGUCAAAUACGAUGUACACCCACACAAUCACACGGCAUAUUUUCGGCUACACACACACACACACACACUCUUACACAUUUACCAGAAUAAGAACGAUCGUGAAAUGUAAACACUUCCUUAUUCUAUCUAUCUCAGCAAACAUAGGUUUAGCUUUUGAAAUGUUUUUCUCAAAUUUGAAGUAUUUGAGUAAAGUCGUCUCUAUUUAUAAUUAAGAAUUAAGAAAUUUAAAAAUGUGGCUUA
Messenger RNA from Rhagoletis pomonella (apple maggot), 3976 nucleotides. It is a transcript of the gene hig, whose product is annotated as locomotion-related protein Hikaru genki. Bases 346 to 3339 code for a protein of 997 amino acids. The transcript has 10 exons. NCBI's taxonomy places the organism in Eukaryota, Metazoa, Arthropoda, Insecta, Diptera, Tephritidae. The record is from RefSeq and is a predicted model, not a curated record.